Molecule: messenger RNA, 2526 nt
Organism: Pseudoliparis swirei
Lineage: Eukaryota; Metazoa; Chordata; Actinopteri; Perciformes; Liparidae
Gene: otud5a
Product: OTU deubiquitinase 5a
Exons: 8
Coding region: 27-1643 (538 amino acids)
Biological process (GO): protein deubiquitination
Molecular function (GO): cysteine-type deubiquitinase activity; K63-linked deubiquitinase activity
Source: RefSeq, a predicted model, not a curated record
CACACACACACACACACACACACACCAUGACGAUCCUCCCGAAGAAGAAGCCCAGCUCCGGGGUCGGAGUCUCGGACCACACCGAUGACAGCGACCGCCGGAGCGGCUCCGACCCUCACCAGCACCCACACGCGGGACGGACCGGAGCCCGGCCGAGGGCGUCCCCUCCGCCGUGGUCCUACCAGCCCGCUCCGCCCUCCUCCGCUCGGGACGACCGGCGGAGCAUCGAGGCGAGCUCCCGGCCGCAGCAGGCCUCUCCGCCGCCCGUUGGCUCCGCGUCCCCGGUAGGAGGGCCGCCUGGCGACGGGCGGGACGGCGUUGGUGGAGGGACGGCGGGGCCCGGGACCCGCGGGGAGCUCGUCGCGUCGGCCGGCGGCGUUGUGAUCGGCGGCUGCGGCGGAGGCGGCUGCUGCUCCGGGCCCGGACUGAGCAAGAGGCGGCGGCAGGCAGGCAGCUGCUCCGGAGGGGGGGUGGUGGCGGCGGCGGCGCUGACCGGGGGAGGCCAGCCCGGGGGCAACGGACCCGGAGGCUCCAGCCAGGACCCGGAGGAGGCAGCCGGGAACAACAGCGAGGACGAGUACGAGAACGCGGCCCGGCUGCAGUCGAUGGACCCGGCCACCAUAGAACAGCAGGAGCACUGGUUUGAAAAAGCUCUGGGGGAAAAGAAAGGUUUCGUCAUCAAGAAGAUGAAGGAGGACGGAGCGUGUCUGUUCAGAGCCGUGGCUGACCAGGUGUACGGGGAUCAGGACAUGCAUGAAGUGGUCAGGAAACACUGUAUGGACUACCUGAUGAAGAACGCAGACUAUUUCUCAAAUUACGUGACGGAGGACUUCACCACAUACAUCAACAGGAAGAGGAAAAACAAUUGCCACGGAAACCACAUCGAGAUGCAGGCGAUGGCCGAGAUGUACAACCGACCGGUGGAAGUGUACCAGUACAGUACAGGUGAGCCAGAGCCAAUCAACACAUUCCACGGCAUCCACCAGAACAACGAUGAGCCAAUCAGAGUGAGCUACCAUCGCAACAUCCACUACAACUCGGUGGUGAACCCCAACAAGGCCACGAUCGGGGUUGGACUGGGACUGCCCGCCUUCAAACCCGGGUACGCGGAGCAGACGCUGAUGAAGUCGGCCAUCAAGACGUCGGAGGAGUCGUGGAUUGAGCAGCAGAUGCUGGAGGACAAGAAGAGAGCGACGGACUGGGAGGCCACCAACGAGGCCAUCGAGGAGCAGGUGGCCCGGGAGAGCUACCUGCAGUGGCUCCACGACCAGGAGAAGCAGGCCCGCCAGCCCCGCAAAGCGACCGCCACCUGCAGCUCGGCGACGGCGGCGGCCUCCAGCGGACCGGACGACUGGAGCACCCGGUCGCCGCGGCAACGUGACUGCGACCCCUCCCACUCCCACGCUCACUCCGACCUCCUGACGGCCCCGUCGACCCACAACAAGCCCCCCUCCCCCGCCGGAGCCGCCAUCCUCCUGAGCAAACCCCCCUCCCCCUGUGCACCAGGGCUGACGGACUGGGAGGACGAUGAGAUCCUGGCCUCGGUGCUGGCCGUCUCCCAGCAGGAGUACCUGGACAGCAUGAAACAUCAGAGCUCCGCCUCCAUGCAUCGAGAGAGAGAGCCGUCACCCGACAGCAGCUGAUAGCACACACACACACACACACACACACACACACACUCAGACAACGAUCACCUUUGACCUCCCCCUUUGCCCCCUGCAUCUCACCUCUGACCCUCAGAAGGAGAUCGACCAGGGAAAAAAUAAAACAUCAAACAAAGAAAUGUAAACUUGUUUUUUUCUGCAGACAUUUCAACUCCUUAGUUGAUCACUCGUCCGCUUGUUUCCUUCCCUCCUUCCCUCUUUCCCUCUCUUUCUCAUCGCUCCCAUCACCCUCUCCUCCCAGCCAAUAGUGAUCCAGCAUUAUCACACCCCCCCUGCCGCCUCCCUUCUCCUUCUCCUGGUUACAACCCACAUGGGGCUUGGUCUUAAUGCUGAUUUGGGAUCAGUUGUGAUUGGAGGAUUUUAUUUUGAAAUUCACAAUCUGUUUUUAAUUUUAAUAUCUUUGCUCAGUUCAGGCUGUUAGCUCUGAGGCUAUCAGGAAUAUUGGCUAGCUCUCACCUCAAGUCUUACUGUUUUAAAGCUACUUCCCCGCUAACAGCGCUGACUGGUUAGCAUAGCUAACCUCGUAGCUCCCGCCGGCGGCCAUUUUGUGUUGGGGAAACAACUCUCUCCCUUCUUCAUCCUCCUCCUCAUCCUCCUCCAAACCACCAUCACCAUCGGACUUAUUUAGCUGCAUGUUUAAUCAAUCACGACCAAUAUCAUCGAGAAAAAGCGAGAAAAGAAAAAAAGGAUAUACAAAAUUUGAGAAUUGUCAUACUUAUCCUCUUAAUGAUUGAUUAUUAUUAUUGUUGUUAUUAUUAUUAAUAAUAUACGUUUGUUUUAUUUUAUUUUAUCAUUUGGGAUGAAAAGACCUUUUUUUCUUUUUUCUUGGAAUAAAGAGGGAAAAUGUUUCUGAAGAAAAUUG